Molecule: messenger RNA, 2527 nt
Organism: Cinara cedri
Lineage: Eukaryota; Metazoa; Arthropoda; Insecta; Hemiptera; Aphididae
Source: the annotation of a GenBank genome assembly
AUUCAACCGAAUGGAUUCAUUGAUUUUUGGCCAAAGUAAUUCUAGUCCGCCGCAUUGUCCGUCUUGCAAACUAAAAAACGGUACCCAUUAUAUUAUAUAGUUUAUUCGAGACGAAUUUGACAUGUUCUGAUGUAGAUGGUUUCUGUUUAUUUUUUCAUAUUAUAGAAAACUACCAAUGGCACGGUAUCGAAUGCAAUUGCAGUAAGUCGUCGUAUGAAGUACAACAGCAGACGCUUCAACAUCGUCGUUUGAAGACAGACACUCCACGCGAGAAGAAAGACGCGAAAUAUUACGAAAAAAGAAAAAGGAACAACAUGGCGGCGAAAAAAUCAAGAGAAGCUAAACGCAGAAGAGACAACGAAGUAAAAUGAUUUUUAUUUUGUUUUCUUGUUUUUACAAAACAUAAUAUAAAAUUUUAUUCUGCCUUCGAUGUUCCAUUACCAGAUUACCUGACGAUUUUUGAAAUGGAAUUGGUGGUUUUUAUUAUUUUUAAUUCUGUGUGAAGCCAGGUAUAUAUUGGUUUUACUUUGUGUGUUUGUAAACAACUUUUCAACCAGAAGAAAUCUUCCUUCAAUCAAAAACGUUAUAGAAACUUUCUUGGAGUAUAUUCGAUGUUUUUGAUAGAUUGAUUAAAUUAUUAUUAUUAUUUUUGAUUUUCUAUGUAGUUCUUUAAUAAAUGAGAAAAACUAGCGAUUUUUGUUGAUUUUUUAGUUCCUUGGCAACUAGAGAACAAAUACAACUAAUAACACUCAAUUCAUAAUCGUUUUUGAUAGCAAUGGUUUACAGAUAUAAAUUAAAUAACUCUAUAUCUUCCAUUCUAGCUUUCCUCCUGAAACAUUGGCACACUCAUCAGCAGUAUCAGGAUUUUUAAUUUAAUUUAUUGUGUAAAUUAAUGUACCUAUUGUUUAAAUGUAUAAAUUUUGUGUUUUAUCUAGUGGAACUUCCCCCCUGCCCCGAGAGAUUUUUGGUUACGCCACUACAAUAUAAUACUUCAAGAUUUGUUUUGUUAUUUUAGAUUCUGGGUGGAGCGAAGAAGCUUAUAAUUUUACAAAAAUAUAUUUUUUUUUUCUGUGGAUCACUUUCCUACCAGAAGACUUGCUCCGAUUUUUACGUGUAGAUCUUUUUUGAAAGGAAAUCGAUAUAGAGAGGUGCUUCAAAGAGGUCAUUUUUCGAUUUUUUCAAGAAUUUCCUCAUCAAAUGCAAAAAACUGAAAAAAGAAAAAUGAAGGAAAAACCGAAAAUUUACGAAUAUAUUUGUAUAAUUUUACGAUUUUUUUUUCUCUGGACAACUUUUCAACUAGCAAUUUUGCUCCAAAUUAUAAUUUUUGUAAAAGGAAAUUUUACUAGGGAGAUACUUAAAAGAAAUUAACUGAACUACACUCUGAAUCGUUUUUUGGUUAGCAAUGGUUAAUCGUUGAUAACAGAUAUACAAUAAAUUACCUGUAACAGUGGCUGCACCCGUCUCCAUUAUCCUAGGACGUCUUUUUCUUUAUUUAUUUAUUUUAAUUGCUGAUAUUUGAUAAAACAAUCAUCAGAUAUUCAGACACCUAAUGAUAAUCGUUAUCAAAGUAUGGAAUUUUGGUAAAUGUUUAGCUAAGUAAGACAGCCAUGUAAACAAUUAUAAACAAAAUUAAAAAUACGAGGAGGUACCUACUUAUUAAGUGAAUUUCGACCUUUCAAACUCGAUAAAUUUCAAAUAACCAAUUCGUUUUUGCAGCAUUUUUUAAGGGCACGUACAAAACUAUCCUUUUUAUUUUGAUAGAUUUAAUGUUAAUGGAUAUUUAUAGGAUGUUCAGCACAUAUAUUGGAAACAUUGUGAUAUAAGGUUUAAUCUCAUAUCUUACGUCACGAUAGCGAAAAAAUGUUUGCACAUGGGCAGACUGAUCCGGGGUGUCAAAGUCAAAUCGAACUCUGGAUCCCGAGUCAAAAUACUGUGUUUAUGUUUCAGGCCCUAAUUUGCAUUUGUGGGUUCCAAUAGUCGAUUAUCAAAAUACAUAAAAAACAAAAAAAAACGUUAAAAAAAAAAUUGUUAUGCCAAAUAACAAGUCUGUAGGUCAGAGGUACACAUACUGUGUGUAUAAGUAUGUGUACCUGCUCAACGAUACUGCAUAGUCCACUAAAAUAUUUUGUAUCUUGGAGCUGAAAUUGUCAUUCCUGGUUAGCACAGGUCGCAAUGUUAUAAUCUUAUAAUGUUUUUAGAUGGCUUUGAAGUUGUUUCUUUUGGAAAAAGAAAACGUCUUGUUGAAAUUCAGAUUAAGCACGGUAACCGAAGAACUCGACAUGAUAAAGAGAACGUUGGUGUUUUACAACACGAACACCGUCAUUUGGCAAAAUAAUGCCGUUUUACCGCGUCAUUUUCAGAAAAAAUAGAAAAAAAUCUUAUUUCAAAAAGUAUCCAAACAUAAUAUUUUAUUUCUUAUUGUACCUAUAUUAUUCAUACUACACGUAGCCUAAUAUUAAUUUUAUAUAAUAAUUUUUUAUGCGUAACUAUUUACACCGGUUUAGUAGAUACCUACGUUCUUCAUAUU